AUGAAUAAAAUUUAUAGUUAGUACAAUUUAGAACGAUUACGACUCUCAUAAUCUUAAUCUGAUUCCAUCAAACUAGAGAGAACUGAUUUAAAAAGAGGAGUUGGGAAAAACGCAAUAAGAAAAGUUUUUGGAAUUGAUGAAUCAGGCAAACAUGAGUAUGACAUUUACGAGAAACAAUAACUAGAUGCAUUCAAAAAAUACUUAGAGGAUGAAAACGAAAUGUAGUCAGAUGAGCUUUCUCUGAGAUUCUUAUAUGCUAAUCAAUUCGAUUUUGAUCAGACCAUCAAACAUCUACACUCACAUCAGUAAUGGGUUAAAAAUGCAAAUAAUUUUAAGUGGACAUUGAACACAGAAGAAAUAAUAAAAUAAGGAGCUAUUUACAUAAGUGGUAGAGGAUAAGGUUACAAACCAAUUAUUGUUGUAAACGCUGAUAAAUUGGAUAUUUCAAUCUAUCCUAUUGAAGAUAUGAUGAGAGCCAUCUCUAUUGUGUUUAUGGUUGUAAAGGAUUAUAUGCUAGUUUCAGGCAAGGUUGAAAGUUGGUUUGUAAUUGUUGAAGCCAAGAACACUACAGCUUAUAAGAUCCCCUUUAAUCAUUUGAAUUAGAUUUUCGAAACAUUGAAACAAAAUUUUCCAUGUUAUUUAGAACGAAUAUUCAUUUUAUAACCUUAGACAUCGAUUUAAAUCACUUGGCAAAUCGUAGAAUAGUGGAAUUCAUACAUAAUGAUUAUUCUCUAUUAUUCAAUUACAUCAAACAAAAAUAAUUAGAGUUUCGACACGGUGGCAGGGCUCCAAAUGUAUAUGACUAUUGGCCUCCUCAUAUUGAUGAAUUUAAUGAAGUCGAAUAUAUGUAGAAGUAGAAAAUGGAAACACAAAAGAUUAAAGAUGAUGCCUUUUACUUCUGUUAUUGAUUCUGAGGUUUCCAAUUUAUUAAGAAAGCAGUUCAAACCGAAAACCAAGAUUUAUUAAGAGGAAACCCAUUUAAAUACAGCAGAAUACUUUGCAAAUAAAACAGUAUCGAAAACAGUCUUAUUAAAUGGGCCUAAAACUGAUCGUAUGAACUAUAAUGAGAGUUAAACAUCAUUGAACUAUUAAUUGCAAUAAAAAGAACUGAAUUUAUCUCUAGAGUAGAAUCAAAGAUUUAUGAAUCAUAACAAUUAAUUAAGUACUAACUUUAAUGCUCAGUCCUAAUAAUAGCCAAAUGGUAUUCCUUUCUAAACUCGAUUUGUGAGUUCUAAAACAAAAAUUAAUGAGUCUAUGGGUUCGCUAUUGAAUGCAGCUAAUCAUAAUCCCUUAUUUUAAUCGAGAUUUGUUGGAGUAAAGACUUAAAAUAUAGCAUCUAACAAAGAUGUUAGUCUCAUACUGAACAAGGAAGAAUAUGUAUCAAACCACCACUCUCAAUUAAUGUGA
This is a messenger RNA of Paramecium tetraurelia, 1407 nucleotides long. RefSeq lists its product as uncharacterized. NCBI's taxonomy places the organism in Eukaryota, Ciliophora, Oligohymenophorea, Peniculida, Parameciidae. The transcript has 7 exons. The record is from RefSeq and is a predicted model, not a curated record.